Molecule: messenger RNA, 1004 nt
Organism: Drosophila busckii
Lineage: Eukaryota; Metazoa; Arthropoda; Insecta; Diptera; Drosophilidae
Product: luciferin sulfotransferase
Exons: 4
Coding region: 1-963 (320 amino acids)
Biological process (GO): sulfation
Cellular component (GO): cytoplasm
Molecular function (GO): sulfotransferase activity
Source: RefSeq, a predicted model, not a curated record
AUGUACGAGAGCGAAGAAUUGAUUAGCUGCUCCACUUUGCCGUUGGUGCGUUUGCGAUUUAGUGGAGCAAAGAAUCUGCCACUGCAAAAGGAUUGGAGCAAACGUUGGUGUGCAGUUCCGCAACGAUUCAGAGAUGACUUUGUGCAACGCAUACGUGAGUUUGAUACACGUCACGACGAUGUCUAUUUGGUGUCCUAUCUGAAAACAGGCUCCACCUGGCUGCAGGAGCUGGCCUGGCUGCUGCUGAAUCAACUGGACUUUGAGCUGGCCAAAAGCAGUUACGCCUGGCAGCGUAGUCAUUACUUAGAGCACUCAACGGUGUCGCAGCGCGACUUUGAUUCGGUUGCGCAGUGUGAGCAAAUGGCAAGUCCACGUCUAAUCAAGUCGCAUCUGCCUGCGCAUUUGCUGCCAUCUCAAGUGUGGCAACAUGGACGUCGCAUCAUCUAUGUGGCGCGCAAUCCCAAGGACGUGCUAGUGUCCAGCUAUCACUUUUUUACUGGCGUCGGCUUGUGGCGCGGUGACAUGGCAACUUUUAUUGAAGAAUUUAUCGCAGAUAAAUUGCUGUUCACUUCAUAUUUGCAGCAUUUGAUCGAAUUUUGGCACAUGCGCCAUGAGUCAAAUAUUUUCUUUGUUACAUAUGAAGAAAUGCAGCGUGAUUUGGGCCAAGUUAUAAACAAAUUGGCCAAUUUUCUUGAAGUUGGUAACUUAAGUGCAGCACAAAUAAAUCAACUGCUGCAGCAUCUUUCCUUUAAGCAGAUGAAAGUCACCAAGUACAGCAAUCUAACCGGUUUGUUCAAAGAUGCAACUAAGACCAGCGAAGAUUUUGAAUUCAUGCGUCGCGGCAUUAUUGGUGCCUACAAAGAUGAAUUAACAGCAGAGCAAAGACUGGAUCUGGAUCAAUGGAUUGCAAACUUUUUGCAGCAGUACAAUCUCAAGGAAAGUGAUAUUUUUGGUCAAAUAUAAAUUGUUUAAACUUUAUUGCAGCUCUUAAGCUAUAAUUACAU